This is a messenger RNA of Haliotis rubra (blacklip abalone), 579 nucleotides long. RefSeq lists its product as uncharacterized. The transcript is spliced from 2 exons. The coding region runs from base 47 to 445 and encodes 132 amino acids. Lineage: Eukaryota; Metazoa; Mollusca; Gastropoda; Lepetellida; Haliotidae. The record is from RefSeq and is a predicted model, not a curated record.
AGUCCAAAAGCUCAAGUGAGCAGCUGUCAGCAUUAGAUUUCAGACAAUGCCAUACGUACUUAUCCUGUUCAUGGUUUAUGCUCUAUCGCCUUGUGGUGUUCAAGGCGAUGCGCUUGAGGUUCUGUCCAUGUUUGCUGACACGAGCGCUAAGAGAAGCACCAAGAGUCACCUCCACUGUGCUGUGAAAUGCAUGAAGCAGAAGGAAUGUAAGCUGUUCACUUCAUCGUUCUCCCCCGAAACGGGUUACAAUGGACUCAAUUAUAAAUGUAUACUGGAUGUGACUCCCGGCAACAGGUCUUCAUACAAUAUUAUAAACAACUGUAUGACUAAAACAGUCUAUGUGAAGCAUCUCCCACAGGCUCUUGCAGGCGCAUGUCAGGGGCACACAUGCAGGAAGUUUCAAGUGUGUAUCCCGAUGACUGAAGGAGGGUACCGUUGUCACUAGAACUUUGUUGAGGUCGUUCUUGAUAUUAGAAAAGUAACUUACACCCACUGUGUAUAUAAUGGAUAUCCGAUGAGCCAUCGUUAUUUUGUAUAUUACCGGGCCCUUGUAUAGCAUAAAUAAAAUGGUGUCAUCUA